ACCGAGCCUCGAGUUUGUAACAAUUUACAGAUUUUUUUUGGUUUGUUUUUAAAUGGUGAGACGCCUUAAACCCCUAGUAAGAAUGGGUUAAACCCGAUGGGCCAAACAAACAUUAACACGAUGGGUUCUGUUAAUUUCUCAACGCGAGUGGUUGCGUUUCUACCGCUUCAAUCGCCGGGAUUGGCUGAUGGUGAAGAACCGUUCCCUUUUCUCCCUCGGCGGGAGUUCUCGACGACAGCUAUUGGGCUUUGCGAUUGGUCGACGCCGGCCGAAAAAUAUAUGGGCGGAAGGAAACUUGUACUGUACAAGUUGUACAUCUCUCUAUCGUCAAGGAGAUCCCCAUCAGCUUUAGACAUUGGAAUGGAGGAAGGCUUGUUGCAGCCUAACAUCCCAGUAGAAGGUUUUUUGCCACCGGAUAUUCUCAAUCUCAUCCACCGCCUAUGCCGGCUGAGACAGAUAAACAGCUUUUUCAACUUCUAAUCUUCACUGAUCCAAGGCAGCGACCAUUAAAAUUCUUAGCACAGCCAGCCAUUGGUUUCUUGAUUUUUCCCUGGGAGUUAAGAGAAUAUGGAGCGUUCUUUUGGGCUUUUGUUGGUGCUGAUAACUUUGGUCAUCAUUCAUAUCGUUCAAGCUCAAGACCAAAACGGGUUCAUCAGUUUGGAUUGCGGGCUACCCGAAUAUCAGACGUCUCCUUAUAACGAGGCUAGUACUGGGUUGUUGUUCUCUUCGGACAAAGACUUCAUACAGAGCGGAAAAACUGGUCGAGUCCAAGAGAAUCCUAAAAAUUACUUGGAGCCAUACUUGACGCUGAGAUAUUUCCCAGAGGGAAAAAGGAACUGCUACAAUCUGAGUGUGGACAAGGGGCGUAAAUAUUUGAUCGGAGCUUCCUUUGUAUAUGGAAAUUAUGAUGGUCGAGACAUUAAACCGGUGUUUGAUCUUUAUCUUGGACCUAAUCUUUGGGCCACGAUAGAUUUGCAAAGGUGGGUGAAUGGUACACGAGAAGAGAUCUUACACAUCCCAACAUCAAAAUCGUUGCAGAUAUGUCUUGUUAGGACAGGAACGACUACACCGGCAAUAGCAGCUUUGGAAUUACGGCCACUGAGAAAAAAUUCUUAUAUAACUCAGAAUGGUUCCCUGAGUUUAGUCUUUCGGAGAUAUUUUAAAGAGUCCGGAUUUACGCUACGGUACAUGGAAGAUGUCUCUGAUCGCCUCUGGGUUCGAUUCUUCAUGAAGGAAUGGACACAGAUUUCCACUAAUCUCACGAUGAAAAUUAACAACAAUUAUGUUCCACCGGAAGAUGCGCUGAAAAAUGCUGCCACGCCUACAGAUACCAGUGCCCCACUGACAAUUAAUUGGAGCUCAGAAAGUUUUAGUGAAGAAUGUUACUUGUACGCACACUUUGCUGAGAUUCAAGACUUGCAGGCAAACGAAACCAGAGAAUUCAACAUCCUAUUGAACGGAGAACAUUAUUAUGGACCUGUGAUUCCUAAGAAGCUUGACAUAACCACUGUUGAAAAUGUGACCCCGAAAACUUGCCAAGGAGGGGUAUGCAGUUUGCAGCUAACAAGAACCAACAGAUCAACUCUUCCACCUCUACUUAAUGCCUUAGAAGUCUACAGAGUUAUUCAAUUUCCGCAGUCCGAAACAGAUGAAAGCGACGUGGAUGCUAUAAUAGAGAUCGCAGCCACCUAUGCAUUGAAUAAAACCAACUGGCAAGGUGAUCCAUGCGUCCCUGAACAGCUUCGGUGGGACGGAUUAAACUGCAAAAACACGGAGAUGUCUACGCCACCAAGAAUCACUUCUUUAAACUUGUCUUCAAGUGGUUUAAAUGGAAACAUUGUAGCUGCCAUUCAAAGUCUUACAAAACUAAAAAAACUGGACUUGUCGAAUAAUAACUUGACUGGAGAGGUGCCGGAGUUUCUAGGCAACAUGGAAUCUUUGUCGUUCAUAAACUUAAGCUGGAACACUCUUAAUGGUUCGAUUCCUCAAUCCCUUCAGAAGAAAGGAGUAGAGCUAUCUGUUGAAGGAAACCCAAGGCUUUGUCUUUCUGAUUCAUGUAGAAAACCAUCUAAGAAGAAAUUUCCUAUGGCGAUUGUUGCAUCAAUUCCUGUGGCAAUUGUUGCAUCAGUUUUCAUUGUGGUUCUUUUUCUUGUACUCAGAAGGAAGAAGUCAACAGUUGUGAAAGGUCUACACCUGCCAAGGACACCAACUGAGGAAGUUACAUUUGCAAAUAAGAACAGCAAAAGAAGGUUCACAUAUUCAGAGGUCAUCCAAAUGACAAAUAACUUCGAAAAAGUUUUAGGUAAAGGAGGGUUCGACAUGGUGUAUCAUGGUACUGUAAGUGGUUCUGAACAAGUAGCCGUUAAGGUACUCUCUCAAUCUUCAACCCAAGGCUAUAAGGAGUUCAAAGCAGAGGUUGAUCUUCUUCUGAGGGUGCACCAUACAAAUUUGGUGAGCCUCGUUGGGUAUUGCUAUGAAGGAGAUCACUUGGCCCUCAUCUAUGAGUUUCUUCCUAAUGGAGACUUGAAACAACAUUUGUCAGGAAAAAGAGGUAGAUUUAUCAUCAACUGGAGUACUCGGUUACAAAUAGCUUUGGAGGCAGCACUAGGUUUGGGGUACUUACACAUUGGAUGCAAACCACCGAUGGCUCAUAGAGAUGUCAAAACUGCCAACAUAUUACUGGACGAUAAUUUUAAGGACAAACUCUCGGAUUUUGGACUCUCGAGGCCUUUCCAAGGUGGAGGCGAAUCUCAGCAGUCGACGGUGAUUGCUGGUACUCCUGGAUAUCUUGAUCCCGAAUAUCACCAUUCGGGUCGAUUGGGUGAGAAGAGUGAUGUCUACAGUUUCGGGGUCGAGUUAUUGGAGAUGAUCACAAAUCAACCUGUGAUUAAUCAAACCAAUGAUAAUUCUCACAUAACACAAUGGGUUGCCUUUAUGGUUAACCGAGGUAAUAUUAUCGAGAUUAUGGAUCCGAACCUUAGCAAGGAUUAUGAUAUUAAUUCUGCUUGGAGAGCUCUUGAACUGGCAAUGUCAUGCGCGAAUCCUUCUUCUUCAAAACGACCACCCAUGUCUCAGGUUAUUCAAGAGCUGAAAGAGUGUAUUGUGUGUGAAAACUCGGGGAUACGUAACAAUCAAGGCUUGGAAUCAGAAGACAUGAACAUUGACUUGGACACUUCCGUGGUUCCCAGGGCAAGAUAGUUUUGCGUGUUGUCUUAUAUGGACCACUAUGACCGUUGCGUUUAAAACGUGGAUUUUCACACGACUGUCUUACACGCCGCACUCCAAUCGUCGAUGGUGUUUCAAGAAUACUUUAUCAAGCAGAAUAUAUAGUUUACUCACGGCAAUUCAUGUAUUAUU
Messenger RNA from Camelina sativa (false flax), 3357 nucleotides. The record is from RefSeq and is a predicted model, not a curated record. Lineage: Eukaryota; Viridiplantae; Streptophyta; Magnoliopsida; Brassicales; Brassicaceae.